Macrosteles quadrilineatus (aster leafhopper) is the source of this 519-nucleotide messenger RNA. RefSeq lists its product as uncharacterized. Bases 1 to 519 code for a protein of 172 amino acids. Lineage: Eukaryota; Metazoa; Arthropoda; Insecta; Hemiptera; Cicadellidae. The record is from RefSeq and is a predicted model, not a curated record. The transcript has a single exon.
AUGGAAGCUGUUGAAGGAAAGCUUGUAUACCCUGAGAAACCAGGUGAAGAUGAAGAUGCCUCAAAGAUGGACAAAUAUCAGAAACAGGUUGAUGUACUUGAAAAGAAAGAAUUUUUGGCACAGAAUAUCAUUGUUUCGUCUGUUAGCAGUCAAGUAAGACAGCUUAUAAAUAUGUGUUCAACUGCACAGGAAAUGUGGGGGAAACUUUUGAGUAUUUUUGAACAGAGAACUGAACAGAGACAAGACCGCUUGUUUAAUGAAUUCUUUGGAAUUAAGGAAAAGGACUCACUUGACAGUGUAGUAAAACACAUAGCAAAGCUGGAAAAACUUUGGGUUGAGCUACAGGACGAAACUUGGAAAGAAGAUAAAGUUAAGCUUCCUGAUUCAUUAUUCCUAAAUAGGGUGUUGAAUACGUUGCCCUGUGAAUAUAGUGAAUUCAUUAACGCUUGGGAGUCUGUACCGAAGGAUCUGAGGACACUGUCAUUAUUGAGAGAGAGAGACUGUGUACGGUUGAAAUGA